This is a messenger RNA of Betta splendens (Siamese fighting fish), 1562 nucleotides long. It is a transcript of the gene arl10, whose product is annotated as ADP-ribosylation factor-like 10. The record is from RefSeq and is a predicted model, not a curated record. The transcript has 4 exons. Gene Ontology annotation, molecular function: GTPase activity; GTP binding. Bases 33 to 704 code for a protein of 223 amino acids. NCBI's taxonomy places the organism in Eukaryota, Metazoa, Chordata, Actinopteri, Anabantiformes, Osphronemidae.
CCGUCGGCGUCCACGAAGCGCUCGCUCCACAUAUGGUUCUCCUCCGGCACAUCUCCAUCGCCCUGACCGCCGCCGUGGCCGCCCUGGGCUCCGCGCUCUUCAUCGCCUUGAACUACUUCUACAAGAGGCGAAUAUGGUCCCCGCAGGCGGAAUACUGCACCAUCAAGGAGGAGGAGGAGGAACGUGGGAAGAGGCAGGUUCUGGUCCUGGGUCUGGACGGAGCCGGGAAGAGCAGCAUGCUCCAAGGCCUGAGUCCAGGGGCGCCGGCGGCCAAGAGGCGCGACUGCCGGCCCACGCGCGGCUUCAACUUCAUCAGCCUGGACGGCCCGGCCUGUCAGCUGGACUUCCUGGAGAUUGGCGGCAGGGAGGACCUGCGGCGGUACUGGUCCGACUACCUGAGGCGGACUCACGUUCUGGUGUACGUGGUGGACUCCUCGGACCGGAACCGGCUCCCGCUGGCGAAGGCCGAGCUGCACCGACUGCUGAGGGUGGAGCCGCAGCUGCCCGUGGUGGUGCUGGGAAACAAGCAGGACAAGCCCAACGCUGUGACCGUGGCAGAGCUGCAUGAAGCCCUGUCGCUGGACUCGGUGAGCGACGAUCGGAAGCUGUUCCUCCUGGCGGCCCAGCUGGGCGCCGACGGGGCCCUGAGGACGGCCUGCUGGGGCCUGGACGCCUUCCAGGACCUGCUGCUGCAGCUCGUCUGAUCCGUGAGGGGGCAUCCUCCUCCUCCUCCGAGCACCGGCUGGUUAGAGGCAGAGGAGGUGUGUGCCACGUUUUAGAGAAAGGCUACUUUGAAUCCAUCCUGCUCCUGUUUUGUCUUACUCACCGGAGAAGAGGAGCAGAGUGAGGAGGACGAUACCAGAGGGACGAGGCUUUGUUCACGGAUCCAUGAGUCACAGUAAUAAAGAUCACCUGUGACUCAGCCUGUGAAGCAGCCUUAACGUGGGCCUGUUCCAGGGUUAUUCACGCAUGUAGAUCACUGUAUAUAAAACGGAGGUGCAUCCAUGGACAGGUUUUACUGGCUGUGCCAUGUUGUGUCGGGGGUUGCCAGGUUGGAGGAUUCAUCCAGCUUUAACUCCUACACGGAGGCUUUUCUGAGAUUUAGGAGACGCUUUGUAGGAAUUUAAAGGGACUUCAGGACAUUUUGAAAGAAAAAGUUUCUUCUGCAUUUUAUGAUUUGUCUUCAGGUUUAGAUCUGAAGACACGAAUGCCAGCGGUCAAACGUCAGCCUGUAUCUCGAUCGGCUUGAUAAAUGUAUGUUGAGCAGCGCAGCCGCUUUUCUGGGCUCUGAUCAGAAGUCUGACCUCAGUCCAGCUCAUCACUCGAUCGAGUCCAGCUGAUCUCAGAUCAGGACGCGUCUCCUGAGAAUCACUUUGAUGAAUGGAAGGUUUGUGGAAGUAGCUGCUGGUUCCACCGACAUGUUUGUGCAGCAGUGUUUGCUUUUAUUCCAUUUGAUGUCUUGAAGCUCUGCACUAGUGUUUUCACAGUGAGCAAAGCUGCUGCUGUUGAACCACUCAGUCCGUGCUUGUCUUGGUUUUUCUUCAUAAAGACAUUCUACUAUG